This is a messenger RNA of Durusdinium trenchii, 762 nucleotides long. The record is from the annotation of a GenBank genome assembly. NCBI's taxonomy places the organism in Eukaryota, Dinophyceae, Suessiales, Symbiodiniaceae.
AUGGGCCGGUUGGCAAGAUGCACCACCAACCACUCCAAGGAGAAGAAUAUCAGGAGGAACCUUCACAAGUGGGUGGACAGGAGUGGACGCCAGUUGAACAUCGAGAUCAGCUUUGUGAGCUGCCCCGUUCGGACGAUCAGAAAGGGGCAGGUGAAACAAGAGGUUCAAGCUUGGCCUGUGGUGCAUUUCAGUCAAUGGCUGAGAUGUGCUCUUCAAGACUUUGGGGGCAAGCUAGUGCUAGGAGGGCACCACAUCACGGAGCAAGGUAAGUGGCAAGGCUUGUUCCAAACCUUUUGGGACACGUACAGGUCUGUUGACCCACAGCACCCCAUCUACGACAGUGUGUCCCAUGGCAACCAGUGCCUCUAUUUGCCCUACACCUUUCAUGGUGAUGAAGGCCGUGGAAAGAACAAGACCCCUCUUUUGAUCGAAUCUUUCCAAGUGGUCCUGACAAACAAGGGUGUCGACCAUACAAAUUUGAGUGGGCACACCUUCACCAACAGGUUCUUGUUCACUGCGAUGUCAUCUACAUCGUACACCGACAGUUCCUUAGAUGCGCUGCACCAGGGCAUGGCUGAGGAUUUGAACCGGCUUUUCACUGAAGGGGUAGAGGUGACCCUACCAAAUGGCGACCAUGUCAGGGUCUUUGCUGCCUGCAUUGGUGGUAAAGGGGAUUGGGUCUAUCUUCGGAAAGGGUUUGGCCUAUCCACUGGCUGGAAUUGCAGACGGCUGUGCCAUUGGUGUGACUGCCAGGCCGCUUAG